This is a messenger RNA of Cynara cardunculus var. scolymus (artichoke), 1790 nucleotides long. Its product is annotated as peptidyl-prolyl cis-trans isomerase FKBP42. The record is from RefSeq and is a predicted model, not a curated record. Bases 404 to 1576 code for a protein of 390 amino acids. Gene Ontology annotation, molecular function: protein binding; peptidyl-prolyl cis-trans isomerase activity. The transcript has 8 exons. Lineage: Eukaryota; Viridiplantae; Streptophyta; Magnoliopsida; Asterales; Asteraceae.
UCGUCUUCGAUUACUUCAAGUAAGCCAGUGGUAUAAACCCCAGAAGUGAUAAUUCAAACGAAGGCAAGAUUUCAGUUCAAUCGCACUAAAAUUGAACUCCAUUUCAAUUCUUGAUUCUCGUCUAUGCUCCUGUAAUCUAGGAAAAUGAAGGAAAUCGGACAUUUUGUUUUUAAAUUUUGAAAAGAUCGCUUUAGUAUACAUGUUCUUAAAUUAUGGAAGAAGGGGAUCGAUUUCCCUUCUGCAGUAGAUUCUAAUUGUGAUUGUGAAUCUAAAUUUUCGCUAUUUGUUAUUUUACAUAUUGUAUAAUUUGAUUAGGAAUUCGUUACAGUUCAAUAUUGAGGAUCGUUUUAGCUGAUUGAAGUUUGUUGACGAAUAUAAACAAGUUUUUGAGGUGAUCUUGGGAAUGGAGGAAGUGCAACAUCAUCCGAUUCAAACAGUUGGUCAAGAUGGCGAAAUUGAAAGCAUACCUGAAGGUUCUUCUGUGACAAAUGGAGAACCUCCUCAAGACGGUCCAGAUGCUAAAGAGGAAAUUGUGACCGAAGGAUCUUCUUUUGUGCAUGGAGGGCCUUCUCAAGAUGAUAACCUACCUCCUAAAGUUGAUACGGCAGUGGAAUCCCUCCAUGAAAAAGUUACAAAGCAGAUCAUUAAGGAAGGUCAUGGUGACAAGCCAUCAAAAUAUUCGACGUGCUUCCUGCACUACAAAGCAUGGACCGAAAGUACCCAGCACAAGUUUGAAGACACUUGGCAGGAGCUACAACUUAUUGAAGUGGUCUUAGGGAAAGAGAAAAAAGAAAUGGCAGGAUUGGCAAUUGGUCUAUCCUCCAUGAAAUCCGGCGAGCGUGCUCUCUUACACGUGGGUUGGGAACUGGGCUAUGGUGAAGAAGGAAGCUUUUCUUUUCCAAAUGUCCCACCUAAGGCAGAUAUCAUCUAUGAAGUUGAGCUAGUUGGUUUUGAUGAAACCAAAGAAGGGAAAGCUCGUGGUGACAUGACAGUAGAAGAGAGAAUCAGCACAGCAGAUAGGAGAAGGAUGGACGGAAAUGCGUUGUUUAAAGAAGAAAAACUAGAGGAGGCUAUGCAACAGUAUGAAAUGGCCAUCGCAUAUAUGGGUGAUGAUUUCAUGUUUCAAUUGUUCGGCAAGUAUCAGGACAUGGCUUUGGCAGUCAAAAACCCGUGUCACCUUAACAUUGCAGCUUGUUUGAUAAAGCUCAAACGCUAUGAAGACGCCAUUGCUCAAUGCACCAUUGUACUUGCAGAGGAUCAAAAUAACGUGAAAGCGCUGUUUAGACGAGGGAAAGCUAAAUCUGAACUCGGACAGACGGAUGCUGCCCGAGAAGACUUCUUGAAAGCUCGUAAAUUAGCCCCAGAAGACAAAGCGAUAUUGAAGGAACUACGGGUGCUAGCCGAAGAUGACAAGAUGGUUUAUCAGAAACAAAAGGAGCUUUACAAAGGAUUGUUCGGACCAAGACCCGAGCCCAAACACACGAAGACUGGUUCAAGCUGGUUGGUUUUUGUUUGGCAAUGGCUGCUCUCGUUAUUCCACCGUCUUUUCAGGCGUGAAAGGCUGAAAACUGAUUGAAAAUGGAAGGGUGAAGAUGAUAACAGUUUCAGAUGAUGAUUAAGUUUAUGGGUUUGAAUUGAAUGCAAAAUUUAGAACUUGUACAUGGUUCUUGAGGAUACUGUUGUAUUAUUAUCGUCUGUUCUUCUAAACUUUUGACUUUAGAUAUUCAAGCCUACUACUACCUUCGUGUAGAUUAAUUAUGGGUGUUCUGUUCAAAUUAUAAGAUAUUAUG